Messenger RNA from Pogona vitticeps (central bearded dragon), 4562 nucleotides. RefSeq names its product nuclear factor of activated T cells 4 (gene NFATC4). Gene Ontology annotation, cellular component: transcription regulator complex. NCBI's taxonomy places the organism in Eukaryota, Metazoa, Chordata, Lepidosauria, Squamata, Agamidae. Gene Ontology annotation, molecular function: RNA polymerase II cis-regulatory region sequence-specific DNA binding; DNA-binding transcription factor activity, RNA polymerase II-specific; transcription factor binding. The record is from RefSeq and is a predicted model, not a curated record. Gene Ontology annotation, biological process: cytokine production; regulation of transcription by RNA polymerase II; calcineurin-NFAT signaling cascade.
GGAGAGGGAAAAGUUUGUUUGGGAAAAGUUCUGCAAACUUCCUCCCCCCACUCGCUCCUUUGCACCGUUUAUUUAAAUAUUACAGGAAAAGUGGGGGGGAAAGGGAGACGGCAUAGAAAAAAGUGGUGCUGAAUUCAAGGAAGGGGAGGGUUUCUUCUUCUUCUUCUUAUUCCCUCCACCUGAUCCCCCAAUUCUGUGACUUUUUUGGGAGGGUGGGUGGAGCAGGAGGGAGGGAAUCUCCCUGUUAAUCUCUGUUCUCUAUCCCUUCUCCUGGAAAAAAGGGGGAAAAUGGGUGCAGCAAAUUGUGAUGAUGAAGACUUAGAAUUCAAGCUGAUCUUUGGAGAAGAGGAGAAAGAACCUUCAGUGAUGGGGGUUCCGCUGGAAGACCUGGAUGCGGACCAUCUCCCUGCCUAUUGUUCACUUACUCUGGGGGACCCGCCUCCUUAUGCCUCUCCUCUGGGCAUCCCUUGCCCGCACCAUCUCAGUGGGGGCCGUGCCGGCAUGCAUUCGCCCCCUCCCCGGCCUGCCGACUUGGACGGUGACACCUUUGAGAGCCAGCCGGCCCGGCGGGUCCGCCUCGGAGGCUCCCGGGUGCUGGAAUGCCCCAGCAUCCAGAUCACCACUAUUUCCCCGAGCCAUCGGAUCGAGGAAGACGACUGGGACUCCUCUCCUCGGGACUACCUCCUGCUGGAGGCUUUUGGGGGCUACCGGGAGGCAGCCCCAGCUUCAGGCUUCUUCACCCCGAGUCCGGCCAGCAGCGGCAGCGUCUCUCCCUGGAGCUUUUUUUCAGACGACGAGGCCCCCGCCGGGGAUGACGUCGAGCACGAGUUGAAUGAGGCGGCUGCCCGCUUUGCCCUUAGCUCCCCCUUGGGCUCUCCACGGGGCUCCCCAAAACCGUGGUCAUCUGCCGAUGAGUCAUGGCCCACUUACGGCUAUUCCCCGAGCCGGGGAGCAGAGGAUGGAUGGAUGCUUCUCGGCCCUCGUCCGGCAUCUCCCUGCGGCAAGCGGCGUUACUCCAGCUCUGAGACACACUCCUCAGCCUCCCCGUGUUUGUCCCGGAGAGGGAGCCUAGGAGAGGAAGUUCUGGGGGACUCUGGGGAGGUGGGAGGCGAUGUGGUCCCCUUCAACUGUACCGGAGCCCGGCUGAUGGAGAGCAUUCCCCAGAAAGCCAGGAAGACUUCGACGGAGCAGACAGUCGCCUUGACCCGGAAGGAGGAAAACGGCUGCAACGGAGAAGACGGGAACGGUGGCCCAAUGGGAGGAUUUGGGCUUGGUCUGGGACGUAAAGAAGGGAUGGAUUACCUCGCCGUUCCCUCUCCCUUGGCAUGGUCCAAAGCUCGUAUCGGAGGACACAGCCCUGUAUUUAGGUCUUCUGCUCUCCCACCUCUGGACUGGCCCCUCCCCAGCCAAUAUGAACAAUAUGAGCUGAAAAUUGAAGUGCAGCCUCGAACUCACCACCGAGCCCACUAUGAGACAGAGGGCAGCAGAGGUGCAGUGAAAGCUGCUCCAGGAGGACAUCCCGUGAUAAAGCUUCUAGGCUAUGACGAAAAGCCCCUCACCCUCCAGAUGUUCAUUGGCACAGCAGAUGAGCGAAACCUACGCCCCCAUGCCUUCUACCAGGUACACCGUAUCACCGGCAAGAUGGUGGCCACCACCAGCUACGAGUCCAUCAUCAGUGGUACCAAGGUCCUUGAGAUAUCCUUGCUGCCCGAGAACAACAUGACAGCCAACAUUGACUGUGCAGGCAUCCUCAAGCUGCGAAACUCAGACAUUGAACUCCGCAAAGGCGAGACCGACAUUGGACGCAAGAACACACGGGUGCGGCUGGUCUUUCGGGUCCACAUCCCACAAGGCAACGGCAAAGUGGUCUCAAUCCAGGCGGCCUCCGUGCCCAUCGAGUGUUCCCAGCGCUCUGCUCAGGAACUCCCCCAGGUGGAAAACUACAGCCUCAGCGCAUGCUCAGUGCAUGGUGGAGAGGAGAUGGUGAUCAGCGGGGCCAACUUCCUGCCUGAAUCCAAGGUUGUCUUCAUUGAGCGGGGCCCCGAUGGAAAACUCCAAUGGGAAGAGGAGGCAAAUGUGAACCGGUUGAAAAGCACAGAGACCUCGCUGGCCCUUACGGUUCCCGAAUACAGCAACAAGCGAGCCUCGCGGCCUGUUCAAACCUAUUUUUAUAUUUCCAAUGGACGCCGGAAAAGAAGCCCAGCUCAAGCCUUUAAGUACUUGCCUGUGAUCUUCAAGGAAGAACCACUGCCGGACUCUCCCCGCCACAGUUUUCCACCUCCAGCCCCUCAUUUCCCACCCCAGGCGGUCCAAGGAGCCAUGGAUUUCUCCCCUUCCAGGCCACCCUUCCCUUACAGCCCCGAGCGCUCCCCACCCUGCUCCCCCUAUGGCCCCAAAUGGAACCCUUGCUCCUUCCCCACCCCGCCCCGCUACAGCCCCACCUUCCGCUUCCCUGCCAACGAGGCGUACAGCGGUGGCGUUAACCUCUCCAUGUCGCUCCUCGCGCCUCCCGCCCCGCCCCACUUCCACGCUUUGGAUGGCUGCCCCCCACACUUCCAGGGCCCCAGCCCCCAGCUCAGCCCUCAACCGCCAGGACGGGGAGACGCUCACGGUGGGGAGAGGACGUCAGAAUGGACGGAUCCGGAGCUGGCGCCGGAGGAGCCUAGCACCAAGGAGUUGGAAAAGCCAGGAUUUGGUGGCGAAUUUCGGGAUAGUUUGCCCAUCCAUGGGAUCACGCUGGAGGAAGUAACCGAGAUCAUCGGGAGGGACCUGAGCGACUUCCCCAACCCGUCUUGCGAAGGAGGGCGGAGCUGAGGAACGGCGCCCCUCCAGGACAUUCAAAAUCUUCCAGACAAAAGGAGAAACUGCUCCGAGAAGGGCAGCCGGCAACGUUGAACCCGAACAACAGUUUUGCCAGUCUUCAGGGACCCUUGUAUUUAUAUAACAUCUGACAUUGAGUUUCCUGCCUGUCCUGUUGCAUUCCCUUGUCUCCUGAUACAGUACUUCUAUAAAACGCACUGCCACUCAAGACUUCCCACAGUGGAUAAUAGUAGAGGUUCUUUUUGACGAAUCUUCUGUCCUUUGACGACGUCCAACCCGGAGAAGCCUUAAGGAGGUUGACACCGCAGGCAUCCUCCUCCUGUCCGUCUGCCGUGUCUGAUCAUCGGGAGAAAACACAGGACUGUGGACCAAAACUGGGUUUGGACAAUUGGCUAUCAUGGCCCCUAAGAGGCCCAGCCUUUCCUCCAUUUAUCUAACACCCUUUUAAAUCACUCUGUGAUGUUGGCCAGCGGACGGUCUGUGGCAACGGAGUUCCAUGGAUUAGUCAUCCCAAAAAUAGCCAUGCUAGUAAAACCUUCCAAUUUACCACAUUGUCAUGUCUUGUCUGUACAUUCAUCCAAUUUCUUCUAUGUUAUCUACAGUACCUGUCUGUUUAUCCAUUAUCCAUCCGUAACAUUCAGUCUAUUUGGGUCUUUUCUCUUUUAUAAUGGACAAGAGGUGAUUCUACCCUCCCAUAAUGGUUUUUAAUGGCAAUGUCAGAGAUGACAUCCAUAAAAGCUGGAAUAAUAUUCUCAGGCAUAGCAAGGUUUUGUGGAGCCUUAUGUGAGAGAGUUCUGCAGUGAGACAUUUGUAAAAGCUUCCCCAAAAGCCAGAGAAUUCAUAAUUUUUCUCUCUCUUCCCAUCUUGUAGUUUAGAAUUGUGAGAGAAUCUGUUGUGUGUUCCGAAAGGCAGGAGCAGGAACAGUAAGCACAAAUAAUCAGGUUAUUUUACAUCGAUUCUUUCCCACUUCUAUAUAUACCAAAAACAAAGGUCAUUCUUAUUUCCAUGCAGAUUUUUAGAGAACUGUAAAAAUCCAUGUAAAACAGUGAUUUUUUUUUAAAAAAAUGAAAUAUUUAAAAAGUACUUAUGAGCUGCUCCAAGAACUUAUUGUUGUUGUUGUUGUUAAUUAACUAGGCACCAAAGUUCCUGUCGUUUGUGUUAAAACAAAACAAAACCAAGCCAAAAUUAACCACAGUGCACUUAGGGAUCUCAAUCUCAGCUUAUUUUGUUUUCCUGUGUGAGAACGAAAAUGUCAAAAGUUGUUUACCAGCUGGGUGAGCUUAUAACUUCUGCAUUUUUUAAAACCGUUCAAGACUUUUGUAGGGGAAAAAUUAACAAUCCCAAAAUCCCACCCAUCCAAGAUUUUGUAUUUUCUGUAAUAUGUAUUUUGUUAAUGUUUCUGCUGAGAGGGAAAAAAAGAAAAAGUGCUGGUCUUUUUUCGGACUCGUGCGUAAGCAGAAAUUCCUGUGGUGGCUGAAAACAGUGUUUUCAAUGGGAUGAGGAGACACCUUUUCUACACGAUAAAAUUCUUGGCCCUUUUACUGUACACAGAACUUGGAAGUAAUGGUCAGAAUUAGAGAUGGGCAUGAACCGCCUGUUCGGGCAGUUUGUGGUGGUUCUUUUUUUUGUCCGAACUCGUGUUCAGCACUUCUCAGCCCCGCCUCCUCUAGCAGGCACUCGCUCAGCAGCAGCAUCCUGGCUUCUUUGCCCCACCUCUUCUGGGAACUCUCUCUGAGUGGCCA